Panicum hallii is the source of this 2721-nucleotide messenger RNA. RefSeq names its product pentatricopeptide repeat-containing protein At1g79540. Gene Ontology annotation, molecular function: protein binding. The coding region runs from base 126 to 2519 and encodes 797 amino acids. Lineage: Eukaryota; Viridiplantae; Streptophyta; Magnoliopsida; Poales; Poaceae. The record is from RefSeq and is a predicted model, not a curated record. The transcript has a single exon.
AGCGAAGCCCUCCCUCUCCGUGUCUUCGCCGCCCGAACUACCCCUCCUGCCUCUCCUGCUCUCGCCGCCGCCGCCGCCGCGAUCUGCCUCCUCCUCUGUCCGCCUCGAUCCACCUCGAUGACCUUAUGAGAUGUGCGGCGGCGGCACGCUCCCUCCUUCCGCUCCCCCUCCCCCUCCUCUCCGGCCCUGCCCCCAUCCACACCUCCACCCCUCCCCUCGCCGCGGAGCUCGACGCCGGCGACGCCCUCCACGCGCUCCUCUCCACGCUCCCGCCGUUGCUCCCCGCCCUCCUCCCAUGCCUCUCCCUCCUCUCGCGCCGCCUCACCCCGCACUCCGUCGCCGACGCCCUCCUCUGCGCCGCGCUCCCGCCCGCAUCCCGCCUCCGCCUCUUCCUCUUCUCCGCGCUCUCCCCGCGCCUCCGCUCCCCGCUCCUCCACUCCCGCGCCGUCGUCCCCAUCCUCCUCGCCACCGACGCCGACGCUGCCAUGUACGACGCCAUCGCCGACGCCCAGGCCGCUGGCCUCCGGCCCCCCGCCGCCGCAUUCGAGGCGCUCGUCUUCGCCCACGCCUCCGCCGGCCGGCACCACGAGGCGAUCAACGCCUUCUCCCGGAUGGAGGGCGAGUUCGGGUGCCGCCCCACUGCCUUCGUCUACAACGCCGUCCUCAGGGUCCUCGUUGACAGCGGUGUUGUUCCCCUUGCCCUGGCGCUCUAUAACAGGAUGGUCAGCACCGGCUGCCCGCCCAAUAGGGCCACGUACAAUGUGCUCAUGGAUGGCCUCUGCAAGCGGGGAACUGCGACGGACGCGCUCAAGCUGUUCGAUGAAAUGCUCCAGAGGGGGAUCGUGCCUGAUGUCAAGACGCACACUGUCUUACUGUCGUCCAUGUGCAAUGCCGGGCAGCUCAAGGAAGCUGAGGACCUGCUGCACUUCAUGAAAGACCAAGGGUGUCCGCCCGAUGAGGUCACCUAUAAUGCAUUCCUUAGCGGGCUAUGCAAGGCUGGUAGGGUUGAUGAGGCCAUUCAGCGGCUUGAGGUACUCCGUGGUACUGGGGGCUUUGUGCUUGGCUUGAAGGGGUACAGCUGCUUGAUUGACGGCUUGUUCCAGGCUGGACGGCACGACGAGGGAUUCCAGUGGUACAAGGAGAUGUUGGAACAGACUGAUGUCUCACCGGACGUUGUCCUGUACACUGUAAUGAUUCGUGGUUGUGCAGAGGCUGGAAGAAUCAAGGAUGCCUUCGUGUUUCUUGAUGAGAUGAAAGAGAAAGGUUUUACUCCUGACACCUUCUGCUAUAACACGCUGCUGAAGGCCCUCUGUGAUGCUGGUGAUCUUGAUGGAGCUCGCUCAUUGAGGUCAGAGAUGGUGCAGAAUAAUGUGGUCAUGGACACCACUACACACACUAUCAUGAUAUGUGGGCUGUGCAAGAAAAGACUUGUAGAUGAGGCAUUGCAGGUUUUUGAUGAGAUGGGGAAAGUUGGUUGCCAUCCAACUGUUAUGACAUACAAUGUGCUUAUCAAUGGGCUCUACAGGGCACACAGGCUUGAGGAAGCUCGAAUGCUUUUUUAUAAGAUGGAGAUGGGAAAUAACCCUUCCUUAUUCCUUCGACUGACACUUGGUGCAAACCAGGUGAGGGACAGCGAGAGCCUGCAGAAGCUGGUUGACAGUAUGUGUCAGUCUGGGCAGGUGCUGAAAGCUUACAAGCUUCUUCGAGGUAUAAUAGACAGUGGUGUAGUUCCUGAUGUUGUCACAUAUAACACAAUGGUAAAUGGACUGUGUAAAGUGAAGAAUCUUGAUGGAGCACUUAGGCUCUUCAAAGAGCUCCAACUCAAGGGGUUCACUCCUGAUGAGUUCACUUAUGGGACUCUUAUUGAUAGACUGUUGAGGGCACACAGAGAUAAUGAUGCAAUGAUGUUGUUCCAGGACAUGUUACAGAGUGGUGGCACCCCUAGUUUGCCAAUCUACAAUAGCAUGAUGAAAUCACUAUGCAGGAAGCAGAAAUUAUCACAAGCAAUCAACCUAUGGUUUGAUCACCUGCCCAAAAAGUACAAUCUCUCAGCCAAAGAUGAAGUUAUUGCUAGUGCCCGGAAAAAGUUUGAAGAUGGUUCCCUGGACGAAGCAGUUAGGGAGCUAAUCAAGAUAGACCAAGAGCAUGGUUCAGUAACCUCAAGUCCUUACACCAUUUGGCUCAUAGGCCUCUGUCAAGCAAGGAGAAUAGAUGAUGCCCUCAAGAUUUUUCGUAUACUUGAGGGGUUAGGCAUUGAUGUCACACCAGCUUGCUGUUCCCUUCUUACCAAAUACCUAUGUUGGGAAAGAAAUCUAAAUGCAGCAGUUGAUGUUAUGCUCUAUACAUUGAGUAAACGCUUCAUUAUGUCACAACCUGUUGGCAACCGGUUACUUAGGAAUCUUUGUAUCUGUCAUAGAAGAAAGGACGCGCAGGCACUUGCAUGGCGAAUGCAUCUUGUAGGAUAUGAUAUGGAUGCAUAUCUUCGUGAGCCUACUAAAGGUUUGUUAUACAGUCAAUAGAAAUAUCUGUAGUGUUUGUAGGGCUACAGAGCCCUCAAGAGGGAUGCUGAUGUUUUGGAGUUUUUAUCUGUACCAAUUUGUUUUAGGUAACCCCAAAGUUGGGAUUCACUGAUUUCUUAGCUCUUGCAAUGGAUUUUGUAACCCACCAAUUCAGUUGUAACUUCAAUAAUGAGGCAAGAAUUUGAUAUCCUGCAACAUAUCA